AUGGGGUGUAGCAGUUCUGUAGCUGACAGAAGGUCAGAGAGAGUCAUUAGAGCUGCUAUCCUCAUCCAGAACUGGUACCGCUUUACAAUGGCCCGGCUAGAGAUGAGGCGCCGCUAUUCUCUGAGUAUCUUUCAAUCAAUUGAAUAUGCAGAUGAGCAAGAUCAACUACAGCUAUCCAACUUCUUUACAUUCAUGCUGGAUCACUGUGCUCAUCCUGACUCAGUUUCUCACAUUUUCACCAGCCCUAGUGUUUCUCAGGUGGUGGAUGAAGGCUUAUAUUUAACAGAAUUUGAAAAGAAGAUUGAUGUUCCAGACUCCUAUUAUGGACCACGACUCUCAUUCCCCCUUACUGUUGAAGAUGCCAAUGCUCUUCUUCAUGCUUUCAGGAAUGAACAGCUGCUUCAUGCCCGCUAUGUACUGCAGCUAUUAUAUGAAACUAGGAGAGUUCUCAAAGAGAUGCCAAAUAUCACCCAUCUUUCAACUUCCUACUCCAAGGAGAUAACUGUCUGUGGAGAUUUGCAUGGAAACCUGGAUGAUCUUUUGCUGAUAUUCUAUAAGAAUGGUCUGCCUUCAGAACAAAACCGUUACGUCUUUAACGGUGAUUUUGUUGACAGAGGGAAAAAUUCUAUGGAAAUACUUAUAAUACUGUUUGCAUUUCUUCUUAUCUACCCCAAUGAUUUACACUUGAAUAGAGGAAACCAUGAAGACUACAUCAUGAACCUGAGAUACGGCUUCACAAAAGAAGUUUCGAAGAAGUACAAGGACCAUGGGCAACAGAUUUUGCGUCUUCUGCGAGACGUCUUUAGCUGGCUUCCCCUUGCCACUAUAAUUGAUAGCAAAGUUCUUAUCCUACAUGGAGGGAUUUCAGACACCACAGAUUUGGAUUUCCUGAGUGCACUUGAGAGAAAUAAGUUGAAAUCUUUGAUGCGGCCACCAAAGUCAGUGAGAGACAGACAGGACCAACUGAAGGAGAGAAUUCCCACCACCAGACCCAGUAAACACACUGCAGGGAAAACACAACACAUCUCUUUAUCGGGCUGUGCUGAGCCUUCAGGCUCAAAUUUGCCUCCAGACCCCGCCCUGAAGGAAUGGAAACAAAUCCUUGACAUUCUCUGGAGCGAUCCAAGAAGCCAGAAUGGCUGUACACCAAACAAGUGUCGAGGAGGAGGUUGUUACUUUGGUCCCGAUGUCACUGCCAAGCUGUUUGAAAGGUAUAAUCUAAAGAUGCUCAUCAGGUCUCAUGAAUUCAAGCCAGAAGGUUAUGAGAUCAGUCACAAUGGGAAGGUUAUCACUAUAUUUUCUGCCUCUAACUAUUAUGAAGAGGGAAGCAACCGGGGAGCAUACAUCAAACUGAAUCCUGAACUGAUUCCUCGGUUUGUACAGUACCAAGUCAGCAAGUACACACGCAGGCAGAAUCUUCGGGAGAGGGUGGGUACAAUUGAAUCAUCUGCCUUAAAGUGCUUACGAGAGAAGAUUUAUGCUCACAGGUCUGAACUCACUAGUGCUUUUGCACAGUAUGACCUCAACGGCACAGGCAGGAUUUCUGUCAAUGACUGGGCUGCAGUGAUGGAGUCUGUCCUACAGCUGGAACUGCCCUGGAGGAUGCUGCGCUCGCAGUUAGCACAGAUGACCCCAGAUGGAGAAGUUGACUUCAUGUCAUGUUUUUAUGACUUGAAAAUAGGUCAACCUAUAAAAGAGGUUCAGCCAGCUUUGGUGGAAACACUGUGCAGAUACAGAAAGGAUCUGGAGAUCAUCUUUAAUGUCAUUGACAAAGAUCACUCAGGUCUGAUUUCUCUUGAGGAGUUUGGCCAUACAUGGAAACUCUUCGCUUCUCACCUGGGCAUUGAGGUGUAUGAUGAAUCCCUCGACAAGUUAGUCCUCAGCAUAGACUACAACAAAGAUGGCCACAUUGACUUCAAUGAGUUUUUAGAGGCCUUUCAUGUGGUUCAUAGACUAGAGAAGAAGGCAAACUCAUGA
Molecule: messenger RNA, 1977 nt
Organism: Haliaeetus leucocephalus (bald eagle)
Lineage: Eukaryota; Metazoa; Chordata; Aves; Accipitriformes; Accipitridae
Gene: PPEF1
Product: protein phosphatase, EF-hand calcium binding domain 1
Exons: 16
Coding region: 1-1977 (658 amino acids)
Biological process (GO): detection of stimulus involved in sensory perception
Cellular component (GO): nucleus; cytosol
Molecular function (GO): protein serine/threonine phosphatase activity; calcium ion binding; manganese ion binding
Source: RefSeq, a predicted model, not a curated record